This is a messenger RNA of Syngnathus acus (greater pipefish), 1997 nucleotides long. RefSeq names its product spondin 2a, extracellular matrix protein (gene spon2a). The coding region runs from base 385 to 1389 and encodes 334 amino acids. Gene Ontology annotation, biological process: cell adhesion. Gene Ontology annotation, cellular component: extracellular matrix. Lineage: Eukaryota; Metazoa; Chordata; Actinopteri; Syngnathiformes; Syngnathidae. The record is from RefSeq and is a predicted model, not a curated record. The transcript is spliced from 7 exons.
GAGGGCUGAAGGAGGAAGGAUGUAGACAGUGGAGGAGAGGAGAAAUGCUCUUUUAACCUCUUUCCCAUACAAGGGGAGGCAGGGGAAGAGGAGGGGGAGGAGAAAGCCACAGAAAGAGGUGGGCGACAGUGGGAGACAGCGAUGAGAGAGAGAGAGAAGGGAGGGAUAAAGCCGGUAAAAGUUGAUAAGGUUGCGCCAGUGACAGCUUAGGCGACACGUGGAGCUUGCGUCCUCGCAGAGGUAUCGAACCGGCCACCGGGCAGCAGCGUGUCUCAGCCACUUAUUGAUUUGAAGCAACACAGAGCAGACGGGACAGUGGCUGUUAAGGAAAACCUCUGACUCCAGCUGGUGAACUUUCAUUAACCCACAUUGCUGAAAAUCCAGAUGAUGUCAUCACAACAACUGAAGAAUGCUUGGCUGUGGCCGCUUCUAGUCGUGCUUUUGAAGCUGUGCCUCACUUUUGCUGAUCCUCUGCGGCCACUCAACGGGAGCGAAUGCGCAGCCAAAGGCCCUGCUUCCUACAUUGUGGUAUUUACGGGCCACUGGAGUCCACAGGCCUUCCCAAAGCAGUAUCCAUUGUUCAGGCCUCCUGCACAGUGGUCCAAACUCAUAGCGGUGAGCCAUAAUCGCCAUUUUCGGCUCUGGGAGGAGGGCGCUAAGGCCAGCGAAGGGGUGCAGAACUUUGCCGAAGUUGGCGUGACGGUGGAGCUGAUGAAGUCGGCCAAAGAGGCAAGGAGGAGACGCUCGGUCGGCACCAUGUACCGGACGGCCGGCAUCCCAAACGGAAUCGGGCACAGCUCCACGGAGUUGCUCAUGCUUCCCAGGAACUCACUGCUGUCUCUGAUGGUGAAGAUGAUCCCCAGCCCUGACUGGUUUGUCGGCGUGGACAGCCUAAACCUUUGCGAGGGCGGUCACUGGAAACAGGACGUGACCAUUGACCUGCAACCUUAUGACGCCGGGACCGACAGCGGGUUCACUUUCUCCUCCCCUAACUUUCCCACCAGUCCUCCAGAAAACAUCUCAAAGAUCACCUCUCAGAUGCCAAACCACCCCGCCAACUCCUUCUACUAUCCACGCCUGAAUGAACUUCCACCCAUUGCCAGCAUAAAGAUCACACGGCAGAGCAGAUCUCUUCACCGCCAAGUACCCAUGUCCAAUCACAUCCUCCCAAACUCCAUCACUCCUCAGAGAUUCUCAGUAACUCCACUCGACUGUGAAGUGUCUCUCUGGUCAUCCUGGGGCUUGUGUCUGGGGCCCUGCUCCAAAGGCGGCGUCCGCCAUCGCACACGCUACAUCCUUCUACGGCCGGCCAAUGCAGGCGAUCCUUGCCCUGAGCUGGAGGAACAAGCUGAGUGCCUACCGCACAGAUGCGUGAAGAAGCGCCACUAACCCACAGAUCACGGUUGCUGCCAGUAUUCAACACUGGGACUCAUGGUAUUACUGCUGGACUGAGAAACUUUUUUGCAUUAUUCCCUUGGUAAUGCAAAGGAUUUUCCUCCCUGUCAAGACUGCAUUUAUUGUGUUGCCUAUUAGUUUUAGUGUGUAGUUCUCCCUUGAUGGCAAAUGUAGCAGAGUGUUGGACCAAUGGUGAAAAACAACAACAAAUAAAAAUAAAAAAAACUUCAUGUGAGGUGUUGUUGCUGAGGUGAGUAAAAGUUAAAUGAAUUCAAGUGAGUCCUCUGUAACCUCCAUCAAGUCAGUCAAGUGCCUGCCCACAGUCGCUCUAUUACGCACACAGCAAACUCUUUUCACUGACCACUGGCCACAUACAGCACUUUCCAAAAUAACCUCACGCCCCAACUGAUGAACAUGAAUAACGGCUUAAAACAUCCAUCCAGCCAGUAAAGAAGCUUAUUUGUUUUAAAACAAGAUGCCAUUUUUAAAGGGAAUAUUUAUACGUUGUUCUAUUUUGGUUAUUUUAAUGUUAACGUUUUGUAUAUACCGUAUUCUAACUCAUGUAUUACUCAUGAAUAAACGUGAAGUGUUUUUCACAAUAG